AUGAAGCUCACACUGAGAUCUCUUGAUCUACUCAUUUGGGCCGCGGCGGUCUCUGUCCGUGCUGCCAUCAAUCCUGACGGUGAUCAAGUGAGCGGGCAGGUGACUGACGGCGACCCUUCACCCAUCGCCGACCCCUUGACCUAUCAUCCGGACCAGCAUGACUGUCCGCUCCCGUGUACGGACUUGUCCAACGUGCACAGCUGGAUCACCUACUUCUCCGUCGACCGUCUCAGGCGCUGCAAGGAGCCCAUGCUACUGCAGUUUUCAGUUUUGCAUCCUCUUGAUGAUCCUCGGACCACCACAUUAAUCCGCGGCUGCACCCUCAGCUCCAGCACAGGAGAUGCUGACAAGUCUUCUGUUUCUGCUAUGGCCACUGAAGUCGAGAACCCUAAGAAAGAGGCCAAACUCUUUGAGCCCAGCCUUGAUGUCGCGCCGGCCUGCAUUGCACCCGGGCUGGAGACUCAGGGCAGGCUGGAGCUGGCAGCAAGCGGCGCAACCGGCAAUAGAGAUGUCACCGAGGUCACUUCUCUACUGGAAGACAUGCAGAAAUACUUCGAGGCCAAAGAUAACUGCAAUGAGAGGUUCCUAUUUGGAUAUCAUAAGCAGACCGUCGCAAGCAUCUACAUCGGCGCGGAGCUAGGCAAGCCCACAGUGGGCUCGGCCGUCACAGCUCUCGUCAAGCAUCUCAAGGCCGCCGGCCCGACUGCCAAUCAGACUGUUGCUCAGCUCUGUAGCGGAGUACUCACUGCUAAGGCCGUUCUCGGCGUCGCGGUUGACACCUCGAGCGAUCUCGUCGCGGUCCAGAAACUCGCGGCCGACUGGCAAGCGGGCAACUGCGCGGCCGGUGCGGAUCUGAACCCCGUCAAGGGCGGCACGCCCGACAUCAAGGUCUUCCACCUCGCUAGCGGCAGUAGUAAUGGCACCAUGCAGAGAAACUCAACUUUCGAAAGCAACUCAACUAUUGGAGAGUCGUCGGCUUAUCGAUUCCGUGCCAGGAGGGCCGUAAUUGGCAAGCGCGCGACCUGUUCCACCAUCAAGGUCAAUGAUGGUGACACCUGUACUAGCCUUGCAUCUAGGUGCGGGAUCAGAGGCUCUGCUUUCGCCACUUACAACCCCAAGGUUGACUGCAGCAAGCUCAUGAGGGGCCAGUCUGUGUGCUGCACUCUUGGCGACCUGCCCCGGCCCCGGCCCAACGCGGACGGCACCUGCGCAACGCACCUGAUUGAAAAUGGGGACACGUGCGCCAGUUUGGGUCUCAAGUACGGUCUCACGGUCGACGAGAUCGAGGGUUUCAACAAGGGUAAGACCUGGGCAUGGACUGAGUGCAAGGACAUGUUGGGAGGCUACAACAUGUGCCUCAGCACUGGCACGGCGCCGCUGCCGCCGCCGCAACAGGGAACCGAGUGCGGGCCCCUGGUCCCCGGCACGCGGCCACCAACCGAUCCGUCAGUCUCCCUCGCAGACCUCAACCCCUGCCCGCUCAAGGCAUGCUGCAGCAACUGGGGUUUCUGCGGCCCGUUCCCGGCACACUGCGACAUACAUGCCCCACCCGGCGGCGGUCCGGGAACAAGGCUGCCGGGGUUCCAGAGCACAUGUGUAUCCAACUGCGGCAACGAGAUCAAGCAGAAUUCCGGGCCUCCGGCAUCCUUUGAGAGGAUCGGCUACUAUGAGUCAUGGAAUUUCAACCGCCCCUGUCUCUGGAUGUCAGCCAAGGAUGUGAAUACGGACCGCACCUAUACGCACAUACACUGGGGGUUUGCCUCGAUUGACCCAAACACCUGGAAACCGGUCGUGGACGAUCCUCACAAGCAGUGGGAGGACUUCAAAAAGCUUGAGGGGGUCAAGCGAAUUCUCUCCUUUGGCGGCUGGGCGUACUCUACCGAGCCGGCAACAUACAACAUCAUCCGGUCAGCCAUCAUUGCCAACAGAGAGGCAUUUGCGACUAAUUUAGCCAAGUUUGCCGAUGAAGAGGGUAUUGACGGUAUCGAUAUCGACUGGGAAUACCCAGGUGCUCCCGAUAUCUUUGUUGGCGGCCAGCCGAUUGGUCAGGCAGGCGAUGGUGUGGCGUAUCUCAGGUUUCUGACUUCGCUCAAAAGCAAGAUGGGGGCCGGCAAGUCGGUAUCGAUUGCGGCCCCGGCAUCUUACUGGUACCUGAAGGCUUUUCCCAUCGAUAGGAUUGCGGCGGUCAUCGACAGAAUCAUUUACAUGACGUAUGAUUUGCAUGGCCAAUGGGACUAUGGCAAUGUGAAUGCUUUCGACUCGUGCCCGUCUGGCAAAUGUAUUCGAAGCCAUGUCAAUCUGACCGAAACGCGCAACUCUCUCUCAAUCAUCACGAAAGCGGGUGUCCCUAACAACAAGAUCUUUGUUGGGGAAUCUAGCUAUGGAAGAUCUUUCCAUAUGGCUCAAGAUGGCUGUUGGGGACCCAUGUGCGAUUUCACAGGCUCCAGAACCCAAUCCGACGCGACACCAGGACGAUGCACCGAGACAGGGGGAUACAUCUCGAACGCCGAGAUCAAUGAGCUCAUCCGGAAAAACGCAAUUACCCAACAAUUCCACGACGGCGCUUCCAAUACGGAUGUCAUACUCUAUAACGGCGACUACGUCAGCUACAUGACACCGACAACCAAAGACACGCGUCGCUCCGACUGGAAAGCGAUGAACUUUGCCGGCAGCAUCGAUUGGGCCCUUGAUUUGCAGGCCUUCACAUCAGACGACAUGAAAGCAGCGCCAGACCGGGGUGACACCGGCUCGGAGGGGUGCGUCAGCGGGAGGGACCUGACCGUCAACAGCGGAGACCUGUGCGAACACAGCUGUGCCUGGGGCUUCUGCCCGGAGUCGCUCUGCCUGUGUACCGAGACUGGGCCCCUCAGGGAACUGCCCGCUGUGGUCGCCGACACCGAGUACAUCGCCUGGGACGAGUUUGACGUUGAUCUCAACCGUCUUUGCAAGUUCAGCUGCAAGUAUGGCAUUUGCCCCAGAGAAACCUGUACGGUCCCCGUAGUCGAUGAGGACGAAGAAGCCGCUUCGGGCGGCGGCAUGGGAGAUACGUAUGAGCAAGCAUCCAGCUACUACUCGGAUGCCCGACUGGCCAACCAAUGGAACUGCCAGAUUUUCCAGGAUCCGGCCAAAAGGGAUAUCAGCAUCAACCAAUGCCGGCCCGUCUGCGCGCCAGCGAUGAAGGAGGCUGAAGCAGAAGGCAGGACCACCAAUUUGGGAUGCGUGGGCUUAUACCCACUCGAUAAAGAGAUCCCGUGGCAAAAGGAGCCUGGGGGUAGGGAAAUCUAUGCUCCUGCAAGAUGCUCCUGCGAUAAUUACCUUGUGAACUUUCUCGCCGACACUGUUAUUGAGGCCAUGCCCAUCAUCGCUCAGAUCGGGUGCUAUAUAGUCAUGUCGGCUCUGAAGCUCGUUCUUGAUGUAGGCUUGCAAUUCAUCCCUGGAGUAGGCAAGACUCUCGACGCCGGAAUGGACAUGGCCACCACGGCCGCGCAGACGGCCAAGUAUCUUUAUCCAGAAGAAGAAGACCCAGAAGGCGCGUUUUCUUGGUGGCUGAGCCCAUGUGGUGGAACUGAACUCGUUCCCGACGAAAUCAAAAGGGUCUUUGGCAUCCUCAGCAACGUGGCGGACGGCGCUUCGAGUUUCAAACCGAAUCCCAAACUCAAGGGCAAGGGCAAGAAGGGCGACGGCGCGAAUCCGGUCGACCGUAGUAAACCAAAGGCCGGCACCGGGAGCGGCGCCAACGGCAAGGGCUCGGCGGGCGUCAAAAAGAAGAAGAAGUGCAAGGUGCCAGCCAACAAGUCGACAACGCGGGUGGGCUAUGCCUCCAACACCUUGCGCAAGCAGAGUUGCCACCCGAUCGACAGCACGACCGCCAAGACCGACCUCAUCGUCACGUCGCUCACCUACGGACCGAGGCCGACCAAGAUCGCGGGACACUGCGACAAGGAGUUCUCGCAGGCGUGCUUCCACUACAGCUCGGCCAUGCGCGUGUCUCCGGCCUGGUCCACGCUUACCUGCCCGCCCGCGGCGGGCACCACCGCACACCGCGAGGACGCCUCUGGGGUAAAGAGCUGGUCGACGCAGCAUGGGGGCAAUGGGUGGCAAGACCCGGCGCACCGCGCGCAGAAAUUCUGCGAGCGCGACGAGUGGCCCCCGGCGUACAUGCUCGACAAAUCGGACCCGGCCUGGCAAAAUUCUGGCCAAAACCGGGCCGGGCAGAUGAUUCGAUGGAUACCGGCAGCUGAUAAUGGCGGCGCUGGCCGCAGCCUGAAGCUGUGGAAGAGCGUAUGCUUCAGGCCCGCGUUUGGGGGCCUCUCGGACGCACAGCUCGACAGCAAGAUCAGCGCCGCCAUGGCCCGGCCGGGCAGCACCAAGCCCGGCAUGGCGCAAAACAUGGUGGGCAUCAGCAUCGAUGAACAUCCCGAGUUCUCCAUCGAGACCUGGGGCCACUCGGCCAACCCUCCCUUCGAUGACGGCCUCUGGGACAAUCCCUGCUGGCCGAAGGCCAUCACCCCCAACGAUCCCGGCUUCUGCCUGCUCGAAUUUGACAGGUGGUACGACAACAACGCCGUGGGCCCUCCGAGCAAGCCCAACGGCCCGGCUUUCAACUAUAGAGCAGCGUAUAACCCGCCAAAUGGGCUAGUGCCCAAUGCUACUGAGGGAGCCCUCCAGCUGUGUCUAGCAAAGCGAUUCGCGCACUCCCUCCUCUCUCACCCUCUCUUUCCCUACCCUCUCAAACCCCCCCGAUCAAAGGCGACACCUCGUCAACAAUACAACACAACCCGGGGAACCGACAUCGACACACACAAACACACACACUCUCUCUCUCUCGUAAAAGCAAGCGCAGCGCACAUGGCAGGCCCGGCUUCCCCCGGCAGCGAAGGCCCGACCUUUGCGCCGCCACCGCUGCCCGCGGGGUGGAUCGCGCAGUGGGACGGCGCCAGCAAGAAGUACUACUUUGUGCAGCUCUCGACGGGCGUGUCGCAGUGGGAGACGCCCACCGACGCCGCGCCCGUCGGCGGCACCCCGGCCCAGGCCGGCGACCACCCCUUCGGAGGCCCGCCCGGCACCGCCCCGCAGAUCAUCACGCACCCGGACGGCACCCAGACCGUCAAGCACCCGGACGGCAGGCUCGAGCCCGUCAUGCCGCCCAGCAGCGGGGACGGGACGAGGGGCCCUGCGGACGGCCCUGCCGGCGAGAGGGGCUUGGGUAGCUUCGCGGGUAACCUGCUAUCGAGCCAACUCGGCGGCGGCAAGCAAAGCGGCGGUGGGCACGGGUCGAGCCCGCUCGGCAACAUCGCAGGACAGCUCAUGGGAGGCGGCGGCCAUUCGAGUAGCGGCGGCGGCAGUGGUGGCCUAGGCGGCAAGCUGGUCGGACAGCUCGCGUCGAAUCUGUUCUCCUCGAGCAAUAACAAGCCGGCCCAGCCGCAAAACUACCACGGCGCUUCCUCAUCAAACCCCCAGAACACGGGUGGCCUGGCCGGGUCUGUCUUUGGAGGAGUGGCCAAUAUGUUUGGUGGGAACCAUGCGCAGAACCAGGGUCAGAACUACGGCUACUCGAACUCGGGCCAGUCAGGCGGCUACAGUGGACAAGCACCGCCGGCAUCAUACCAGACGCCGGGCCAAGGCUCGUACAACCCGUCGACGUCUCAACAACCUUCUCACUCAGGGACUCCGUCCUACCACUCGCCUCCUCCCAACCAGUCACAGAACCAGUCGUAUCCCCCGCCGCCUGGACAGAACCAGUCGUACCAGCCAUCACCAGGCCAAGGCCAGCACAGUGGGUACGGGCAGUCGCACGGCCACCAGGGCCAACAUCAAGGCCAACACCAGGGGCAGCACACUCCGUCGUUCCCGCCACCGCCCGGCCAACAGGGCCACCAGCAGUACCCUCCGCCCGGCCAGCCCCAGCACCAACAGUAUGGCUCUGCACCGCCGCCGCCUCAAGGCCAGCCUGGCUACGGUGCGCCUCAACACCAGUCGCAACACCAGCAACACCAGCAGCACCAGCAGCAGCAGUACGGCGGCGGCGGCAGCAGCUCCCAGUAUUACCCUCCCCCCCCUCAACAAUCCUACGGGCAACCCCAGCCGCAGUAUGGCGGACAGCAGCAUGGUGGUCACCCUCAUCAGGGUCAAGGAUACGGUCAAUAUUAG
This is a messenger RNA of Thyridium curvatum, 6150 nucleotides long. RefSeq lists its product as uncharacterized. Gene Ontology annotation, molecular function: hydrolase activity, hydrolyzing O-glycosyl compounds; chitin binding; protein binding. The transcript is spliced from 12 exons. Gene Ontology annotation, biological process: carbohydrate metabolic process. The record is from RefSeq and is a predicted model, not a curated record. Lineage: Eukaryota; Fungi; Ascomycota; Sordariomycetes; Thyridiales; Thyridiaceae. Bases 1 to 6150 code for a protein of 2049 amino acids.